AAUCAAGUACAAAGGAGGAAAGAGAGAGAGAAAAAGAUAAAGAAGGAAGGAGUGAUAGGUUGAUUGAGAGUGAGGAACGCCGCCCUCUGAAACAUUCCGCUGAAAGGACUGAGUUGCAUGUACCAGAUCGGUUGCAAAGUCCUAAAUCAGAGAGCCCACAUGAGAGACGACUUAGGAAAAAGAGAGAUGUUUCUGAUGAUGGUGAUAAGCAUUUGGAAGAUAAUGGAGGCAUUUUGGAAAGACAGUUGUCCAUAAGCAGUGAUACUGGAAAAGAUGCAAGAGCAAAGGAUAAGAGUUACAAAGACAAGUAUCGAGAAGAAAUGAACUGUGAAGACAAGUGCCAAGAUGAUAAACUGAGAGGUGAUCAAUUAGCAAGUGAUCUUGCUAAUAGUAAGUCCAGUGAGAAGCAUUUAAGGGAUAGAAAAGAUGAUGAGAAAGUUCAGCAGAAAAAGUCCAAGGUUCAAGAUAGUGACUUUGAGCGUGAGCGUGAUUGUGAUCGUGACCAUGAUAGAGAGCGUGAUCGUGAUAGAGACCACGAGCGCGAGCGUUACAGGGACCGGGAGUGCGACCAGGAGCAUGAGCGUUAUCGUGAUCUUGAUCGUGAUCAUUAUCAAGAACAUGACCGCAACCGUGAUCAUUAUCAAGAACAUGACCGCAACCGUGAUCAUUAUCAAGAACAUGACUGCAACCGUGAUCAUGACCAUGACCGUGAUUAUGAUUCUAAAUGGGAUCGAGAUCGAGAACGUGAUCGCCAUUGCAGUGAUCGGGACAAGGACAGAGAUCAUGACCGUGAUGAACAUGAUGAACGGUGGAGUGCAAGAUACAAAGAUAGUAAGGGAAGGAAGCAAUCAACUUCUGGUAGAGUUGAGGUAGAUUCUGAUAGGGGAAGGUCUCAGUCACGCCCUGCCAAUUUUGAUGCUGCUACAGGCAGUAACAGGAGAAGAGCUUCUCCCAGCACAAUUUCCCAUGGUGGGACUGAUGAGUAUAGACAUUUGAAACAAGAAGAUUCGAAUUAUAGAGAUCAAAUGGCAGAGCAGAAGUCCAAAGCAGCUUCAUCAAGAGAGGUAACUAGUUUAACACCUGAGAGAGGUGCUAAGUACAGAUCCAUGGAGAAAUCAAAUAGGGUAAAUGAGGGCCAUUCUGGGGAGUUACCAAUUGAGAGGUUCUCAAGUUCAAAAGCUUCCCCAAUGAGUAUGAAGGAAAGAUCUCCUUCAACAAGUCUCGAGCGUAGAUAUGUGAGUAGAAGUGGUGUUAAGCGGGGUCUUGAUAUAGAGGAGCUGGGAUGGAGUAGUGCCUCCGUUGGUGGCAGAGAGGAGGAUAAUAAACUUAGUCGAGACUUACCUCUUGAGAAGCCUCUUUUGGAUGGAUCAUUUCAAGCAGAUUCUGUGUUUUAUAAUAAAGCUGGUCAGGGCAACUCAUCUUUGAUUUCACAGCCACCUGGUUUAAAAGCUGGCAUUGGCAGCCCCUCUUUCAUGGGAUCUCUAGAAGAAGAUAAUAGAUUUAAUAACAGUGGUCGUUACAAGAGUGGUGAUCUAAAUGUUAGAAGAGGGCAUGCAAAUGCUUGGAGGGGUGCGCCAAACUGGUCAGCACCUGUUCCAAAUGGUUUCAUCCCAUUUCAACCCCAUGGUGCUUUUCAAGCUAUGUUGCCACAGUUUCCUUCUCCAUCACUGUUCGGUGUUAGACCCUCAAUGGAAAUUAAUCACUCUGGGAUUCCAUAUCAUAUUCCUGAUGCUGAAAGGUUUAAUAGUCAUUUGCGCCCAAUGGGCUGGCAGAAUACGAUGGAUGGUUCUGGUCCUGCUCCUUUUCAUGGUUGGGAUGGCCACAAUGUCAGUUUUAGAGAUGAAGUGCACUUGUUUGGGCACCCCGAGUGGGACCAGAGUAGGCAUCCAGUGAAUGGUCGGGGAUGGGAUACUGGUUCAGAUGUGUGGAAAGGACAAAAUGGUGAUUCUGUCUUACCUGCAACAUUUCAGAAAGAGGACCAUCAUCUGCAGGUCAAUCUUGAUGAUGUUUAUGAUGGACCAGAACGUCAAAAGUUUCAAUAUGAAAAUGGCAAUAAUGGUGCUCAGGCGAAAGGUCUUGAGAUAAGAUUUGAUGUCUUGUCACCAGUUAAGGAAUCUUCUAGAUUUUCAUCUGAGAUUCCACAUAAGGCACCUGAUUCUUCUAAAAUAUCAAGCGAAGAUGAUGAUGCUCGCUGUUGUCAGGCUUAUCUUUGCAAGCUUGACAUUUCAGCAGAACUAGCUGGUUCUGAUCUGUAUGAUCAGUGUAGGAUUUUGAUGAAUGUGGAGCGAAAUAGAGACUUGUCUAACGAUGUAACAAUGCUUGUGAAUUUGAAGAAUGGUGGACGACCAGUACAAAAUACUUCCAUUGCUUUACUGAGUCCUUCACUCAUUCCUCCAGCUAAUGCUUCUGUUUUUCAGAGAGCCAUGGACCACUACAAGAAACACCAGCUACAGAUGGGUGCUGUCCCUAAUGUCAAUGGUGGAACGAUAGCAUUUACUUCAGCGACCAAGGAGAAGGGGAAGGAGCAAAGUUUUGAUCAUGUUGUAGACCUAGCAGAGGAGCCAGGUCCGAUUUCUGAUGCAGAAAUGGUGGAUUCCGAGAUGCUAGAUUCAGAUCAGCGGAAAGGAGAGGCAGUUCCAACUGCUACCCGUCACAAGAAUAUGGAACAGCUAGUUUCAACCCAAAGCAGGGAGUUACUGGAUCAUCCAGAUAGCCUUUCUCCAGAAAAAUCAGAACAGCUAAAUACUGAUUUUGGCCACAUGAACACGGAGGUGCCUAAACCAGUUUUGAAUGGCAAUGAGGCGGAAGAGUCCGAGACCGAUCAGAUGAAUUCAGGGGAUGUAGUCAGAGAUCCUUUGCGGUCACUUGAUAAUGCAGCAGAUGCUGUUCAUUUGGCCGCCGAUGAGGAAAAUUCAAACGAUAUAAACGAAACCAAAGGUAAUAGUUCUGUGUACUGUGCCAAGGAAAUACAUACCUCUGGUGAUUCAGUUAGUGGUUCUUUAAAUGAUUCUUCCAAGGUAUCAGGGUCAAACGAAUCCGAGUCGGUAAUUUUAAGUCUGAUAAAUCAUUCUCCUGAAAAUACACAUUGAGACAAUUUCAAUAUCAUUGUUCUUUUAUUUCAUGCAUUUUAUUUUUGCUUUUGCUGCCGUAUCAUUAUCGAGCAAAUAAAAAGAGUUUGUGCCAUCUGGUUUCCUGGAUUAGGCAUCCUUGCAUCUGUUCUU
Hibiscus syriacus is the source of this 3221-nucleotide messenger RNA. RefSeq lists its product as uncharacterized. The coding region runs from base 321 to 3089 and encodes 922 amino acids. The record is from RefSeq and is a predicted model, not a curated record. Lineage: Eukaryota; Viridiplantae; Streptophyta; Magnoliopsida; Malvales; Malvaceae. The transcript has 6 exons.